Molecule: messenger RNA, 1394 nt
Organism: Drosophila bipectinata
Lineage: Eukaryota; Metazoa; Arthropoda; Insecta; Diptera; Drosophilidae
Source: RefSeq, a predicted model, not a curated record
CAGUGAUAAUCUUCGAUCGUAUUUAAAGGUCUCUCCGAUUGCGCUCGCGAUCAGUUUGUUGCGGCACUUUAGCCUCGAGAUUAGUUCCAGCUCCGGUCCGAUCCAAUUUGUCGUUUCCAGGUUCGAGGUCGAAAACGCAAAGUCGGGGCUAGUGUGAUUAACUGUGUUGUGAAUUACACUUAGUGCGCCAAGUGGGAAAUAUCCCCGCAAAAUGAAGUCAACAUUACGAAUUGGGGAUUUUGGAGUUUUUUUGGCUACCUGCCUGCUGUCGUUUACAGUUCUGGAAACUGUUCAGGCUCAACAAAGUUGCAGAAAUCCAAACCAGAACAGGGGCACGUGUAUAUCUAUUUAUGAUUGCCCAAGUUUGUUCUCCGUGGUCCAAAAAAACCCCCUGUCUUCCGAAGAUCGCAAUUUCCUUGUUAGUUCUAAAUGCAUCAAUGGAGUUGGUCGUCAACCGCAUGUAUGCUGUACAAAUGACAGGGGAUUCGGUGUCCAGGAGAGUACUCCACAGCCUUCUCCGGUGACUCCAACUCCCACUCGCAAUAGCGGUCCGAAUGGUCCGCAAGGUCAGGGAAACCUGCUGCCAUCGCCACCCAAUUGUGGACCAAAUUCUUUUAUGAAUAAGAUUUACAAUGGCAAUGAUACAGCUCUCGAUGAGUUCGUCUGGAUGGCUCUUCUGGAAUAUGUAGAUCGUACUGGACGUCGGGAACUAAGCUGUGGCGGCAGCUUAAUCAACAAUCGCUAUGUUUUGACUGCUGCCCAUUGUGUGAUUGGUGAAGUUUUAAAGGAAGUGGGAAGACUCACCACAGUUCGCUUGGGUGAGUAUGAUACAAGCAAGGACUUGGAUUGCAUUGAUAACAAUUGCAACCAGCCAAUAAUUGAAAGGAGCAUUGAGGAAACCAUUGUACAUCCCGAGUAUGAUCCGCUCAAUAAGGAUCGCACCCACGACAUAGCUCUCUUGCGCCUUGAUCCUCCUGUCCUGCUGAAUGAAUACAUCCAGCCAGUGUGUCUCCCUUUGGUCAGCACCCGACAGGCCAUCAACACUGGAGAACUGUUGGUGGUAAGCGGAUGGGGACGUACAACCACAGCCCGGAAGAGCACCAUCAAGCAGAAACUAAACCUGGCUGUAACCGAUCAUGCCACCUGCCAGAGAAAGUUUGCCACGCGGAAUAUCAAACUGAUUGAAUCGCAGCUGUGCGCGGGCGGAGAAUACUACAAGGACAGCUGCGACGGAGACUCAGGCGGACCGCUAAUGCGAGAAGGCUUCAACAAUGCCUGGUACCAGGAGGGCGUGGUUUCGUUCGGAAAUCGGUGCGGUCUGGAGGGAUGGCCAGGUGUUUACACCCGAGUCUCUGACUAUGUAGACUGGAUCCAGGAGACCAUUCGACCCUGAG